AUGGCGCUCAGAAUGUUCAAAUCGGCUUCAGUGGCAAUGUCCCUGAUGAGCUUGACAAAUGCCGCUAUUUCAAUUUCGAAGACUGGAACGACCGUUGAUGUCAAUGGCAUCAGCUACUAUGUUGGCGUCGACGCUGUUACAACCAUUCAGUCCAAGCCAAGCAAAGAGGAUUUGAUCCCUCUGACGGUAAUAAAAAGUUUAGAAGGCAAUUUCACGGCUGCUUCAUUCAAGUCAUUAGUUACCAAUUAUACUGCCUCCGACGAUGUUUUCAAUCCCGGUUUCUUGGAAGCUGUCCAUCUGGUUGGUUCCACCAACACAACUUCGCUAUCAUCCAUUUGUUAUGAACAUGGUACCAAAAUUUUCACCAGCGAUUCAAACAAUCAAGUGCCUCCAGGGCCAUACUUUUUGACUCCGAAUUCAGGCGAGCUUUUCAAAGCAUAUCGUCUAUACUCCGAUGUACAGGAUGCUUUCACCGAAGGAACAAUCGAGAACUCAGAUGGAACCUUUUCUAUAUUGAGUGCAUCCAUUCCCGGUGUACAGAGUUCUACUAUUGGUGUCCCUUCCAGGCUCUAUUAUACCAAAACUGCCGAAAAGCCUCUUGCUGGAGUCCGACUUGGUGUUAAGGAUAUUUAUGAUGUUGCAGGAAUCAAGACUAGUAACGGAAAUCGUGCAUAUUAUGAGCUUUAUCCACCAGCAAAUGUCACAGGACCAGCCGUUCAGAGCUUGAUUGACGCAGGAGCCAUUAUCGUUGGGAAGAUGAAGACAUCCCAAUUUGCUAAUGGAGAAGGUCCAACUGCAGACUGGGUGGACUAUCACUGCCCCUUCAACCCACGUGGUGAUGGUUACCAAUCACCAUCCUCUUCUUCUUCAGGCCCUGGUGCUGGAAUUGGUGCUUAUGAUUGGUUAGACCUCGGAAUUGGUUCUGAUACUGGCGGAAGUAUUCGUAAUCCAUCUCAAGUGAAUGGAUGUUUCGGUAAUAGACCAUCUCAUGGACUCGUUAGCUUGGAUAACGUUAUGCCUUUGUCCCCAACUUUGGACACUGCGGGAUUGCUCACUAGAGACCCAGUUUUGUGGCAUGAAGCUGCCAAGGUCUUGUAUGGGAACAAUAUGACAAGUAACUUCACUGAAUUCCCCAAAAAGAUUUGGAUAGCCGAUUUCCCGAAGAAUGAUACAACAGAAGCUGGAUCAAUCUUGCUUGAUUUUCUCGCGAAGCUGGAAACUUUCCUCAAUGCAACAAGCACAACUACUUUAGACAUUGGAGCUUUUUGGAACGAGACUACGCCCUCUGGAGCAAACAACUCAUCAAUUGAAGAUUUCCUUGGUCUCGUCUAUCCCACUCUUAUCGCUCAACAACAAUACAGCCUCCUUGCAGAACCAUUUUAUGAAGAUUACGCUGCUGCUAACAACGGCGCGCGUCCCUUCAUCGAUCCUGUGCCAUUAACCAGAUGGGGUUGGGGGCAAAAUAACAUCAGUGCUGAUGCAACUGAACAAGCUAUUUACAACAAAACCAUUUUCAUGGAUUGGGUUUCCGAAAAACUCUUCCUUGCUAGUCCAACUAGCUGCAGCGAUAGUAUCAUCCUCUAUCCCGGUACAUUAGGACAAACCGAUUAUAGAAAUGUAUACAGAAGUCCCCCGGGAAUUCCCUCCGGCUGGGACUUGAGCCGCAUAUCCAACUUUGCAGAAGUCCCCGAUAUGGUAUUUCCAAUAGGUCAAGCGGCUUAUAAUUCUACUGUCUCAUUGCAGACGGAAUAUUUACCCGUAGCUGUGGAUAUUAUUGCAAGAAAGGGAUGUGAUGGGAUGAUUUUCCAGUUAGCUGAGCGAUUGUUAGAAGAAGGGAUUUUGAUGGUUCCCAAAGCCGGGAGCUUGAUGUAUUGA
Molecule: messenger RNA, 1875 nt
Organism: Sclerotinia sclerotiorum 1980 UF-70
Lineage: Eukaryota; Fungi; Ascomycota; Leotiomycetes; Helotiales; Sclerotiniaceae
Exons: 3
Coding region: 1-1875 (624 amino acids)
Source: RefSeq, a predicted model, not a curated record